AUGAUGAAGAAUCAAACGUUUACAGAUAUGUUGCCUGGCCGCAAGCUGAGAGACUUCGUAGAUACAUUUCAUGAAAACCAAGGCACCUAUAUCAAGGCCCUUUUGAAGCAUAUACAAACCAUAUCAUUUUUCUGUGACGAAAUAUCUGAGGAUUACGCACAAAUUGAAGAUUUAGAUCUGUCCAAACAAACUGCAGACAACGAUCUUCAGUAUUAUCUUUACGUGAACAAUCUACAGAUAUUACUUCAUUCAAAAGUAUUGAGCUACGUAGGUGUAACUCUUGGCUCAAAGUAUACAAAGCUUUCCAAAGACACGGUUGAAGUUUUUUUAAACAAGAGAAUUCCACGAAUCAUCGAACUCAUCUUACGGAACUACAAUGAGACCAAAAAAGCGUUUGAUCGUCUUAAAAGAUCUGCUAUGUAUUAUGCUGAGUAUAAAGAAAGACCCAGGAGUGAAAAUAAGUACCUCCAUUCCAAGUUGAAGAGUGCUCUCACAGAUGCUGUCAACAACAUCUCGAUCUUGCUUGAUAAAUCGCAAAUCAUCUUAGACAGGUUAGGUGAUGGAGCGAUAAAUGCAUUAGAGGAUUCUAUGAAAGACCUCAGAGCUCAUUCUUUGGCUACCCACGAGUCUAUUGAUCUUUUAUGUAGACUACAUGGUAUUGUUACUAAUGCUCAACCUGCGUCAGAUGCCGAACCACCUAAACAUCUUACGGUCAACAAGACAUAUGAAGAAAGAAUUUGUGGUAACAUACGUUAUGACGAUAUAGUUCAACCUGAAGAAGGGAGAUAUAUGAUUUAUGUAGACAAAGAUCCUGAAGAAGAAAUAUCCAGAACUGCAAGAAACGAUGUGGAUGAGACGGUAGGGGCAUUUUGCAGAUUAACGCUGGAGGAGCUCCGAAGAUCGUUAAUGCAAAACGGAACGUUUAUGGAAGCAAGAAAACGACGAUUCAGUAAUGAAAGUAGUGAAGAAUUCAAUGCGGAUUCACCUCCAAAACCAGAAUUAUCACCAAGAUUCGAUUUGGAAACUACAGAUGUUCACGAAGAGCCCGAAGCCAAAUCAAGCUCAGUUAACAAUGAAGACGUUUAUAGUGGUAAACCCCCUGUACCUUUACCAAGGUCUGCGAUGAAGGCGACAAGAUAUUUAGAUCAAUUUUUUAUGAAGGAUAUGCCUCCACCUCCUCCUAUGCCUACGUUUAACCUGGGUAGGGGAUAUGAAGAACAUGGAGGCUAUGGAAACAAAUCCAUGCUGGAGGAGAUAAUGACGUUAUCGAAACAAAGAGAUGUCAAAGAAGAAGUGUUUGUAGUUUCGGAUAGAUUCUGA
Molecule: messenger RNA, 1320 nt
Organism: Acanthoscelides obtectus
Lineage: Eukaryota; Metazoa; Arthropoda; Insecta; Coleoptera; Chrysomelidae
Source: the annotation of a GenBank genome assembly